GUCAAAUCUUCUUCUAUUCGUCGAACGUCAAACGUAUUCGAAUUCAAAUUUCAAGUGCGAAUUAUGUCUAAAUGCAUAGGAAAUCCAUCAAAUUCCACGAUUGUUGCUCCGGACAUACGUUAUUACGUGCGAAACGACCCGAUUCCGGCACUAACAGGAUCGAUUUGUACCGAACGUGCAGAUCCAGAACGAAGAAACCGUCGAUAGAGAGCCAAUUCUGCGCCGGCAACAACGAAAUAAAAUGCAAACCACCUGCGAGAAGAAGGCCCCCCAGCACCCAGUACAUCUGCUGCAGCAAUCCCUGCAAAUCCGUCGAAGCGGUGUGUCCCAAAGCCAACGCGGCUACUUCGAAUUCGCCGAUAUUUCGCAGCACGUCUACGGCUUACGAUUUGAAAGAAACGCGCAACGAGGGCUGCGGACCACAAAAAACAGUCCCAAAUUGCUGCUUCUAUUGCUGCAAACCAUCGGCCAGCCAAAAUUCUACGGUAUCCUGUUAUUCUUGUUCUGUAUCGUCACCUUGUCCAUCGACUUCUUCACCGUACAGCAUCAAACCGUGCCAGAAGGUUUCUUCUACGAGUCAACAAGCAUGCCCGUAUUGUUGCAUGCCGUGUAAAUUGAAGAGUAGUAGUUCAACCUGCAGUCCUUGUUCCCCGCCACCUUGCCCGAAGAAACCCUGCAAAAAAUGCUAUCCGCCUUGCCAGAAGAAUCCAUGUUUGCCGGCAUGUCCGUAUUGUUCACCACCGUGUAAAUCAAAGCCAUGCAAUCAAUGCUCGGCUCCGUGCGACAUGAAAAAAUGCUAUCCACCUUGCCAGAAGAAUCCUCCUUCGCCGGAAUGUCCGUAUUGUUGCCCAACACCGCGUAGAUCAAAGCCCAGCAAUCCUUGCAAUACGAAAAUAUGCUAUCCACGUAUCAAAAAGUGUCCUUCUUCAUCCGAAUGCCCGUAUUGUUCACCACCGCGUAAAACAAAGCCCUGCAAUCCUUCCUCAGCACCGUGUGACAUAAAAUGCUAUCCACCUUGCAGGAAGAAAGCUCCUUGUCCACAUUGCUCAACACCUUGUCAAAAGAAACCCUGCACUCCUUGUUCAUCACCAUCAAAAACAAAACCUUGUUCAUGCAUUUUCACGUCUCAGAGAAAGGUCUACAGUCCACCCUGUAAGUCGAAGACUUCUCCACCGUGUAGAAUGAAGACCUGGUGUCCAACACCUAGCAAACUGAAAAUUAGACCUUCACCCUGCAGGUUGAAGAGUCCUUGCGAAUCGGACACGUCUUGCUUGCCCACGUGUACCCGAAAACUCUGUUAUCCUUGCAAGACUAGCGAUCCUUGUUGGCGAGCUCCGUGCUGUUGCGAUUCCAACACUAGAAGGCUUUCUUCCAAGCCUUCGAGGGUAGAAUUCUGUUACAUGUGCAACACGAGGAUCGGCCAGCAGGAUAAAUGUUGCCAAUCGAAGUCCACUUCGACUUCAACGAGCUCACAUAGGACCAAAACGUGCGAUAGGGUAAACGUCAGCAGUAGAGGAAAGUGUUGUAGGUUUAAGUGUGCCGGUGAAACGAAAAAGAAGAAGAUGAAUUAUUACCAAUGCGUCGAUAUGGAGGUGACACCCAGGAAGGGUUGUUGUCGAGGCGAUAAGAUGCAAAAAUGCAAGAGUAGUAAAGGUCGCGCGGAGACCAAAUGUUGCAAAACGAAAUGCAAUGGAUCUUGCGAGGAGCUUUGCAUGCCCAGAAUCAGGAUAGGAUGUAAUCCGGAGUUGAUAGAAAUCGGAGGUAGCAGGAACAAUCCGACCAUCUUAUUGGGCAGAUAAGUGUGUAUGUAAUAU
Messenger RNA from Phyllotreta striolata, 1814 nucleotides. The record is from the annotation of a GenBank genome assembly. Lineage: Eukaryota; Metazoa; Arthropoda; Insecta; Coleoptera; Chrysomelidae.